AUGGAGCAUUUAACCUGCUUUGUACCAGGGAUGCUCGUCCUUGGGUACACGCACGGUAUGCCGACUUCUCAUCUGGAGCUCGCCAAAGAACUCACAGAAACAUGUGUCCAGAUGUAUCUACGUUCUGCGUCGCACUUGUCCCCAGAGAUAACUCAAUUUGUCACUGAAACCGACCCUGAAGGCCUCCAAGCAACAAAUCCCGAGUUGUUCACGUUUCCUUCGCAUGACUACAACAUCCUGCGGCCCCAGACUGUGGAGAGUAGAAAUGAUCCUGUAUCGAGUUACAGGCGACAAAAUGUACCGCUAG
Phytophthora sojae is the source of this 307-nucleotide messenger RNA. RefSeq lists its product as hypothetical. Gene Ontology annotation, biological process: N-glycan processing; carbohydrate metabolic process. Gene Ontology annotation, cellular component: membrane; endoplasmic reticulum. NCBI's taxonomy places the organism in Eukaryota, Oomycota, Peronosporomycetes, Peronosporales, Peronosporaceae. Gene Ontology annotation, molecular function: calcium ion binding; mannosyl-oligosaccharide 1,2-alpha-mannosidase activity. The transcript is spliced from 2 exons. The record is from RefSeq and is a predicted model, not a curated record. The annotation marks the transcript as partial.